Molecule: messenger RNA, 2052 nt
Organism: Eutrema salsugineum
Lineage: Eukaryota; Viridiplantae; Streptophyta; Magnoliopsida; Brassicales; Brassicaceae
Exons: 1
Coding region: 20-1918 (632 amino acids)
Source: RefSeq, a predicted model, not a curated record
CAAUAUUUUCUUGGGAAAAAUGGCAGAAACCAAUUCUUCAGUAUCAACAAUGGCGGAGGGAUCUUUAAGUCUCAUGUUGAAAUCCAGAGGUCUUCUCGCCACUCCAAGCCACGAAGGAUUAGCGAUUAUCGUCGAUCAACUCUAUACGCAUAAAGAAUCCGUCGAAUAUCAAACAGCGCGUGCUCUCUACGAUUUCUGCGUCGCCAAUUUCUCGAAUUGCUUAACCCUAAUGCUUCUCAAAGUGUAUCGACACGCUUCGGAUGAAGUCGCCAGGUUCCGAUCGAUCCUUCUCCUUUCCGAUACUCUUACCAAACAAAGAAAUCGCGGCUUCGAACUCGCUCUCUACGUUCUAGAUGACAUCAAGAAGCUUCUGAUUUCUUGCCUGACGAUGCCAAACCCGAAGAAACCUGACACGAAGAUCCUAAGAAUCAUCGUUUCUUUGGUAGCUUUCGAUGCUGUGAACCAUGACAUUUCUGGCGGAUGGGACGAGCUCGGCGAUUGUAUACUAUCGCUCACGAGUAGCGAUCCUUUUAGGGCUUUUAACGUCUUCCUCGAUUUGCCUCCAGUCCAUGGAGGAUUCAUUGACAGGUUUCUUUACAAACUUAUAGAGGAAGUGCACAAGAUUCUGUCUCAUCCUGAGAAAGAUAAAGACGAAGAUUGGACGUUGGCUUUAGAAACUGCUGUGAAAUUGGGGAUUCGGCUUUCAGAUUCAGAACUGAGAUUCAAUUUGGCAAAGGAGAUUCUUGAAUCUGUUUUCAAUUCAGCUAAUGCGCUUGUGAGUAUGGGAAUGGAAGGGUUUCUCCAAGGAGCGCUUGAACAACUUGUGAGGUAUCUAGCGAAAGAGGUGGAGUUGUGUAAAUGGAGUAGCGUUCAAUGCGGUUUUGUUGCAGAGUUUUCGUGUAGGAUCGCAGGAAUCGGAGGAGCAGCGACGAGAGAAACUGCGAAGAAGAUCAAUCAGAUGGUUACAAAACUUGACAAGUAUGAGGACAAUCCAUCUUUCAAGCUCAGCCCAUCUCGCGUUGAAAAUCAAGGUAAUGGAUUUGGAGAUGACCGUGAGAUGUACUACGAGUUGACGACAAAGUCUGCAUUUGAUAUAUUGAGAGCCUUUCUAUUAGCUGAUCAUAACGAUAGGGCCAGAGAGACAGCAAUCAGAAGACUCCAUGAUUUAGUUUGUGAUCAUGAUUUAAAUCUUAUAGAGAUCGAUAAACUCCUGCCACUGCUUAUCACUUGCCUUAAGGAUAAAGGAAUGCCUGAGAACACGUUCAGGAUUCUCGGUCAGGUUGUGUUCCACGUUGCACUGGAGGCAUUCAGCUACAGAAAUGACAUGUGGUUCGAUCUAUGGGACUAUAUUGCAACGGAAACCGAAGCAGAGUUCAGCAAAGCGGUUUAUAUCUUCCAGUGUUUAACAAUGCGGCUUGAUGAUAAAAAGAAUAGUCUUGUGCUUCUUGCUCUAAAGAAUCUUGUCCCAGAGAUGUGCAAAAGGCUAAACCCACCAGGAGAGCUUUUGGUCGAUAACAGUAGCUGGGUCUUGGCGUUUACGGGUGCGUUUUGUGCAGUGAUUCGCUUGAUAAAUAUCCCAAGCCCCGUUGGGUUCGUGAAGAUGAUUGCAGAUAAUAUGAUAGAUUCGGUGAAAGAGCUUGUGGAAAGAAAAAUGGAAGUUGGCCUUGUGAGGAGAGCUUUUAGAGAUCUUGAAAGCAUUGUGGAGAAACAAUGGGACUGGUACCAGACUUGUGAAUACAGAUUCGUUAAGGGUUUGCUUUGGAAGCUAUAUGCAAUCGAAGGCAUGAAAAUGGAAAGUAAGAUGGUGCUUUGGAGAAUUAAUGGGAUUCUCGAGAGGAAUGUGAAUGAGGAAUUUAAAGUGCUCCCGGAGACUAAGCUUGAUUGGUUGAACCAAUCUGAGACGACUUUGGCGAAUUGAUUUCUUCAUAGUCUAGUUUACUUUGUUUUACAGUAGAAAAUAAUGUACCUAAUUCUCUUAGCUCCCCAUGAUCAUAUUCAUCAUUGCUUUGUUAUAAGUUUUUAGUUUUUGUACUUUUGUUUUUGUCAAAACCA